CAUAGCCAACUUCUAUAUUUACACAUAUUGAGUUGUUCAUUUCAGUCUUUCAUGAAUGCUUCCUCUGGAAUGCUAUUGGCGUAUACGCGCACCAAUUCUAUACAGUAAACAAAGAACACCUUGCAGCCAGCUAUAGCCCGGGUGGCGCGACUAUAAAAUACAAGUUCGCAAAGCAAUACUUAUCAUUACUCUACCAUCAAAUAGAAGACUCAUAUAAUCUACAGUCAACAGACAAAUAAAUCAAGAUGUUCAAAAGUUGUAUCUCUAUGUUAGCACUGGCAUCGGCCGUCACCGCCAUUGCGCCCCGUCAAGAGGAAGAGUGUAAAACCAUCGCCCAAUUGGCGACGGAAACCCCUGAGCUGUCAACAUUGCUUGACCUGGUAGUAAAAGCGGACUUGGCUGAAGCACUUAGCGAUCCGACAACAACGCUGACAGUUUUCGCACCCACUAACGCCGCUUUCGAAAAGGUCGACGCCGCAACUCUGGAAUUCUUAUCAGACCCUGAUAAUAUUGCCGCGCUAACUGAUGUACUUAUCUACCACGUAUAUCCCGAUGCUGUUUCGUCAGAUCUUGCCAUGGAUGGCAUGAUGAUCGAGAUGCUGAAUGGCGAUGAGGCCAGUAUCUCCGUCGCUGAAGAUGGUUCAGUGAUGAUAAAUGAUGCACUGGUUAUUACAGCCGAUAUCUCCGCGUGUGGAGGCAGCUACGUGCACAUUAUCGAUACCGUACUAAUACCGCCAGUGGACGAUGGUAUGUCGACCAGUGACGGUGAGGAUAUGGAUAUGGGUAUGGAUGCUAUGGAGAGUGGUGACGCCAUGGAGAGUGCCAUGGAGAGUGGUGAUGUCAUGGAGAGUGGAAGUGCCAUGGAAAGUGGGGAUGUCAUGGAGAGUGAUGCUGUUUCGGAGAGUGGUGAGACAUGCAUGACUGUCGCCGAGAUCGCAAUGGCCACCCCCGAGCUGACAACCCUGGUGGAGGCUGUAGUAGCUGCCGGUCUGGUUGAUGCUUUAUCCGAUCCCGAGUCGACCAUGACUGUCUUCGCGCCCACCAACGAUGCGUUCGCGGCUCUCAACCCUGCGACACUCGCCUCACUAAUGGAGGAAGAGAGUGUGGCAUCUCUCAUUGAGAUCUUGACCUACCACGUGCUUCCCGGUGUAGGUGUGAUGGCGGCCGACGCUGCUGAUGGUGAUAUCACUAUGAUGAAUAUGCAGGACGCCACUAUAUCCGUUGUCGAUGGUGAGGUGUUCAUCAACGAUGCUAAAGUUGUUAUGGCUGAUAUUCCAGCCUGCGGAGGUAGUGUCAUUCAUGUCAUCGACAUGGUUCUUAUCCCCGCGAUUGAGUAAACGUAUUUCGUUUAUUGACAUAUUUAAUCUGAAGGCUGUGAAAAGUGACAGCUAUCAUCUAAAAAUACCGAGCAACUAAUACGCAGCGCAAUAAUAAAAAAGCUUCAUACAAUA
This is a messenger RNA of Sphaeroforma arctica JP610, 1451 nucleotides long. RefSeq lists its product as hypothetical. The transcript has a single exon. The coding region runs from base 246 to 1337 and encodes 363 amino acids. The record is from RefSeq and is a predicted model, not a curated record. NCBI's taxonomy places the organism in Eukaryota, Ichthyosporea, Ichthyophonida.